Messenger RNA from Zychaea mexicana, 563 nucleotides. RefSeq lists its product as uncharacterized. NCBI's taxonomy places the organism in Eukaryota, Fungi, Mucoromycota, Mucoromycetes, Mucorales, Lichtheimiaceae. The annotation marks the transcript as partial. The record is from RefSeq and is a predicted model, not a curated record. The transcript has a single exon.
CGUGGUCCCCCUGGCUGCCUACAACCGGUCCCUGCUUGGGCUGUCUAGUCUGGCGUUCAACGGUGUUGGUCACAACCGGUCUUCAGGCGAGAUCAGAGGACGGAGAAAUCCUUUUCGGUUUUUCGCCAUAGAAAUAUGGUAGUGUCCUUUCGGUUGGAUGCCUUGUCUGCUGGUCUGGUCUGGUCUGCCAUGGUGGGGCUCGCAUGAGGAGCCAGGUGCCACCGUAAAUCGCGUUCGACUCUCAGGACUCGACUAUCGGCAAUCGACUGUCUGGCAAUCGACUGUCUGGCGAUCAACUCUCUGGCAUUCGUCUCUCUGGCAUUCGUCUCUCUGGCAUACGUCUCUCGGCAUUCGACUCUCGGCAUUCGACUCUCGGCAUUCGACUCUCGGCAUUCGACUCUCGGCAUUCGACUCUCGGCAUUCGACUCUCGGCAAUCGACACUCGGCAAUCAGCUCCCAGCUUCAGUGUUCGGCUCCCAGCAUCCGAGUAUCCAGUAAGCAGCUCCUCCAGCAUUCGACAACAGCAGCAAUUUUUUUUCUUUUUCUUUUUUGGGUGUUUCGAG